Messenger RNA from Malassezia japonica, 891 nucleotides. RefSeq lists its product as uncharacterized. The record is from RefSeq and is a predicted model, not a curated record. The transcript is spliced from 5 exons. NCBI's taxonomy places the organism in Eukaryota, Fungi, Basidiomycota, Malasseziomycetes, Malasseziales, Malasseziaceae. Gene Ontology annotation, biological process: microtubule-based process. Gene Ontology annotation, cellular component: nucleus; cytoplasm. Bases 1 to 891 code for a protein of 296 amino acids.
AUGGCCGAGGCGUGGACGACGCCAGGGCGCCGGCGACGUGCGCCGCCCGCGCCGCCGGCGCAGGCGUGGGGCGAGCUCAGCGAUGAGGACAAGGAGGCACGUAUCGAUAGGCUGGUCGAUGCCGUUCAAAAGAAGCAGGGCGCACUGCACGCGUCCGCCGCACAGCAGCGGUUGCAGGAUCUCUUUGCGGCCGUGCGCAACAGGGAGGGUGCGCCGACAUCGAUCCUUUGCCUCGGCAUCGGCGCGCUGCGGGACGCGGCCGCACAGAUGCAACUCGCAAUGCUGUUGGAGCUGCGCAGCGCACUCGAGUGCCAUCCGCCGUGCGUGUGCCCGGUCGAGGUGUACGACCCCCUGUUUGAUGCACAGGACGCGGCGCUCGUGCGCCGCCUGGGCAUGCGCCUCCCGGACGCCAACAAGUGUGGCUCCUAUACGCUCGACGCACCGACACUCGCCUACAUGCCGCACUGCCCGAAAGAGCUGUACGACGCGCUGCUGCGUGCCAACUGGAGCAAGGACGGCCUGCGGCGCCUUGUCCUUUGUGGAAACGAUUUGGAGCGGUACUCUAUGUCUGCCGACACGCCUGCGCUCGCACGGAUUAGUCCGCACACCCAGCGCUACGCGAUGCCCGACUAUGACGCGGCGCCGACCGGCGCGCUCGACGCGACGCUGCAUGUCUUUUUCACGACGCUCGCCUGUGAGCCGCUUCUCGUGGAAGAGAGCGGCUGGAGCUACCAGCCCGCCCCCCGCAAAGCCAAAGGGCGCACACGCAAAAAACCGGCGCCUGCCCCUCUUCCUGCUGUCCUCCAGCCAGAGGAGGAGGCGUUUUGGACGUUACCGAGCGCGGCCGCGUCCGGAGCCGAAGUAUUUACAACGUCCAUCGAUGCCCUAUAG